AAAAAGGGGAAGAAAUCGGAAAUGUCGGAACGAUUCGCCCCAAUUUGCUCGCCUUCGCGACGCUUCCUAGGCGGUUCGACAACCGAUUUAGGCUUUUAUUUUUAUUUUUCUUUUGUGUUUUUUUUUUCUGGUACUCUAGAGUGAACUCGUCUGUUUCUCCUUUUUCCCAUCCAUUCUAUCUUGUUUUUCCGAUUAAUCUGCGGAAUUUCCGGUGUAUCAUGAAAUUUUACAGCGGAAAUCUAGAAAAAGGUCGGAUUUUUCUGUGCGAUUAAGUCGAAAUUUCUGAUUUGUCAGCUUAAUAUCGUUGGCGUAAUACUGUGAGGUUUACGUCGGUCUUGAAUUUUCUUCCUUUCUGUGCCCCGAGUCUGCGACUCGUCCUGUGGUCGUCGCUCUUCCUCGUUGCUUGUCUUCUUCGUCGUACGAAUGGAUUAGCGUUCUCGAGCUUGUUCGUGUAGCUUCCUGCAGUAAAAAUUCAAACUUUUGACUGAUUUAUCUCCUGAUCUGUUCGGCGCUUGUACUGCGGAGUGAGCCCUGCCAUUCUAGGUUGCAAUCGAGUUCAAGGUUCGCUCCUUUGGUAUUUCGAAUAAGAAUCUGGGGGGGUUCUGUUGCUUGAAGUGAGGUCUGGUUUCUCCAGGUAAUGGUGUUUUAAGCUUCCUCACGGUUAGCAUGGAAGUGAGAUCAGAGCCAGGAAUUUUUCCUUCUGGUGCCGGCGUUCAGAAAAGCCAGGCGCAAGCCCCUCCGACCAUCCAAAGCAUGCGCUUGGCCUACACACAAGAUGGCACCGCAAUAUACAAGCCAAUAAGCAACACCUCUCCUUCCCCUACUCCCCUUGCUGCUGCUGCUGCUGCUCCUGCUCCUGCGCCUCACCUAGGAGGAGGUGGAGGUAGCGCAGGCAGCGUCACGGAAGGUUCAUCUCCGGCGACGCUCCAUGGCCUCAGCAUCAACAUUGGGGAGCCACUUAAGAAGAAGCGAGGACGGCCGAGGAAGUACGGACCUGAUGGCACCAUGGCCCUUGCUCUGAACCCUACCUCUGCGGCUGGUUCCAUGCCACCAGGUGGAUUCUCCUCUUCCGUUAAUUCGGAUCCUACAAAGAAGGUGAAGGGCCGGCCUCCCGGUUCCGGAAAGAAGCAACAGAUGGCUGCUCUAGGAUCAGCAGGGAUUGGGUUUACUCCUCAUGUGAUUACUGUAAAUGCUGGAGAGGACGUCUGGUCAAAAAUCAUGUCAUUUUCUCAACAUGGUCCACGUUCUGUUUGUAUCCUUUCAGCAAAUGGUGCAAUAUCAAAUGUAACACUACGGCAAGCGGCAACUUCUGGUGGAACUGUAACUUAUGAGGGCCGAUUUGAGAUAUUGUCAUUGUCAGGCUCAUUUUUGCUCUCUGACAGAGGUGGCCACCGUAGUCGGACAGGCGGACUAAGUGUUUCUUUGGCUGGUCCUGAUGGCCGCGUGCUGGGCGGAGGAGUGGCAGGAAUACUUACUGCAGCAUCACCAGUUCAGGUGGUUGUUGGGAGCUUCAUCGCCAAUGAGAAAAAGGAACCAAAGCAAACUGCCCCGUUGGAUUUACCCUCAUCUGCGCCGAUGAAGCUUACACCGAUACCCCCAAUCCGCACAUCAGGUGGAAGUAGUCCACCCUCACAUGGCACCUUGAGCGAAUCCUCCAGAGACGGAUCAGGGAGCCCGCUCAACCAGAACAUCGGAUCUCUGAAUAACAACCAACAGGAGAUGCCUACAUUUGCAUGGAAAUGACUCUCACUGUGACCACCAUGUUCCAAGUUCUUCUUCGUUUUGUUUGUGUAGGAUGUUACUUUGUUGCCCUUUCUGACGUUAUAUCGUUUGUUUUGUCAGCGUCGGAGUCAUCGUCAUCAGAGUAUUUUAACGAUGUACUAUUUAGUUAGUUAGAGAUGAACUAUUUAUGCUUGUUUCAUUGUGUUGUAAUUAAUCCUAUUUGCGAUCCAAAA
This is a messenger RNA of Zingiber officinale, 1955 nucleotides long. Its product is annotated as AT-hook motif nuclear-localized protein 10-like. Gene Ontology annotation, molecular function: minor groove of adenine-thymine-rich DNA binding. The record is from RefSeq and is a predicted model, not a curated record. Lineage: Eukaryota; Viridiplantae; Streptophyta; Magnoliopsida; Zingiberales; Zingiberaceae. The transcript is spliced from 5 exons. Bases 667 to 1743 code for a protein of 358 amino acids.